ACCCGAUAGUGCGAGCAUCGUCAUCUAGAGUGGGUGGAUUUUCAGCUGCAUUAGAUCUUGCAUGGCGACGCCCGGCAGGCUCGCGUAGGAGAUGCAGAUGGCGUAUCUGAUGCGGUUUAGUGGAAUGCCGAAGACCCGAGGUUUGUACUAUGUAGAGGCGAUGACGAUGGUUGGAGAUGUGAAGCUGUGAGGGAUGAAGGAUAUAAGAGGGAGGUGGUGGACGGCAUUGGUUUUGGGAUUCAUCACUCACAACAGCAUCAACACAAUCAACACAUCAAAGCAAUCAAUCCAACAAUCAAGCAUCAACAUCUAAUUUCAUCUUUCAAAAACAUCUUUCAAUACAACAUCUUACAUACAGCAUCUACAUAGCUGCUCAGUAUCAAACCACCUCACACAAACCAACUCUCAACACCUAAUCAAUCCAAUCAAACAAUAACAUCAACAACAUCUUCAUCAUGCCUUCCACUACCCCCAUCAACUCUGGUGACCGCUUCGACUUCAUCGUCGUCGGUGGCGGCACUGCCGGUAACACCGUUGCCGGUCGUCUCGCUGAGAACCCCAAUGUCCGCAUCCUCAUCGUCGAGGCCGGUGUUGCCAACCCCGACCAGCUGAAGGAGAUCAUGACCCCCUCCAACGCCAUGAACCUCCGUGGCAGCAAGCAUGACUGGGCCUACAAGACCACCAUUGUCAAGCGUGACGACUACGAGCGUAUCGAGAAGCCCAACACCCGUGGCAAGAUCCUCGGUGGCAGCUCUUCUCUCAACUACUUCACUUGGAUCCCCGGAUGCAAGCCUACCUUUGAUAUGUGGGCUGAGUACGGUGGCGAGGAGUGGACUUGGGAUCCUCUUGUCCCUUACCUGCGCAAGAGUGUCACCUACCACGACGACGAGGGCCUCUACGACCCUGAGCUGGCCAAGAUUGGCUCUGGCGGUCCCAUCAACGUCUCCCACGCCGAGCUCCUCCCUGAGAUGGCUCCCUUCCGUGAUGCCCUCACCAAGGCCUGGACCUCCAUGGGCGAGCCCCUGACUGAGAACAUCUACGAUGGUGAGAUGAUUGGUCUGUACCACUGCGCCGACACCAUCUACAAGGGCCAGCGAAACGGCAGCUUCCUCUUCCUCAAGAACAAGCCCAACAUCACUGUCCUCACCGAGGUGCACUCCAAGAAGCUCCUCAUCGACUACGCCGACCGCACCUGCAGGGGUGUCACCGUUGUCGGCGCCGACGGCAAGGAGCUCAGCUUCUACGCCGACCGCGAAGUCAUCCUGUCUCAGGGUGUCUACGGAAGCCCUCAGCUGCUCAUGCUCAGCGGUAUCGGUCCCGCUCGCGAGCUGGCCAAGCACAACAUUGAGUGCAUUGUCGACUCCCGCCACGUCGGCCAGAACCUGAUUGACCACCCGGCUGUGCCCUUCGUCCUCAAGGUCAAGGACGAGUACGGCAUGGACAACACCAUUCUCCGCAAGAACCAGGCCAAUGUCCAGGCCCACGCCGCCUACGACAAGGACUUCUCCGGCCCUGUUGGCUCUGGCUUCCUCGAGAUGGUCGGCUUCCCCCGUAUCGACAAGUACCUUGCCAAGGACCCCGUCUACAGCGCCGCCGUCAAGGCCAACGGUGGAAAGGAUCCUCUCUGCCCCGACGGCCAGCCUCACUUCGAGCUGGACUUUGUCUCCAUCUUCGGAAGCGCCUUCCAGUGGCACUACCCCGUCCCCAAGGUCGGUGCUCACACCACCGUCGUCGUCGACCUGGUGCGACCCAUCUCCAAGCCUGGUGAAGUCACCCUGGCCAGCAACAACUACCUGGACAACCCCAACAUCAACCUCAACUUCUUCGAGAGCGAGCUCGACAUCAUCGCCAUGCGCGAGGGUAUCCGCUUCAGCUACGACCUCCUGACCAAGGGCGAGGGCUUCAAGGACCUCGUUGUCGACGAGUACCCCUGGGACAUGCCCCUCGACAACGACGAGGAGAUGCGCAGGGUCGUCCUCGACCGAUGCCAGACCGCCUUCCACCCUUGCGGCAGUGCCCGUCUCUCCAAGAACAUUGAGCAGGGUGUCGUCGACCCGGCCCUCAAGGUCCACGGAGUCAAGAACCUGCGUGUCAUUGACGCCUCCAUCAUGCCCGUCAUCCCCGACUGCCGAAUCCAGAACUCGGUCUACAUGGUUGGCGAGAAGGGCGCCGACAUGAUCAAGGCUACCUACAAGGACCUCUACUAAAAAGUUUUCCCACAGGCUUGUGAGAAAGCUUUCAACUGUUACCUCUAGGAUGUUCUAAUUGGGUGGAUACCAUAGAUUUCCUUUGUGUGUUUACACUGACGCGAGUUUUGGCGUGAGCGAGUUUUGGUUGGAUAGUUGAGUACACGAUAGUCUUUAAUUGAUAUGAUGCUA
Trichoderma harzianum CBS 226.95 is the source of this 2378-nucleotide messenger RNA. RefSeq names its product GMC oxidoreductase. Bases 456 to 2207 code for a protein of 583 amino acids. The record is from RefSeq and is a predicted model, not a curated record. Gene Ontology annotation, molecular function: oxidoreductase activity, acting on CH-OH group of donors; flavin adenine dinucleotide binding. The transcript has a single exon. Lineage: Eukaryota; Fungi; Ascomycota; Sordariomycetes; Hypocreales; Hypocreaceae.